Molecule: messenger RNA, 10985 nt
Organism: Symbiodinium necroappetens
Lineage: Eukaryota; Dinophyceae; Suessiales; Symbiodiniaceae
Source: the annotation of a GenBank genome assembly
GUCGUGGUACGCCCCUCGACGUCUUCAUCCUGAACGCCCACCACGGGAGCAUGGCACCACAAGCCAAAAAGCCAGAUGGCAAGGGGAAGAAGCCGGGCAGCUCAGAAGGCCAAAAAAGCUCAGUGGAAUUUGGCCUUCCUCCGGCUGUCAUGACGGCACUUCAAGGUAUUACAGCGCGAGCCACCAGCGACCUUCGGCGAGCCCCUACAGGAGAUUCCGGAGAUGGGUCUGCCGAGCAGCAGGCACAACGCAAGGCCAACGCAGUACGCACCUUGUCCAAGCGCAUAUCCGGGGAUAUGCGUGCAAAGGAGGAGCUGGUGGAGGCGCUCAAUGCAUGGCUUCUUCAGCUGUCGCAACACCUGCAAGGGCUCGUGAACCGUGUGCGUGCCUUGGGAGCCAAGUUGGACGAGGACUUGACAUCCGCCUGCCAGGAAAUGCGAGUCACUGCCGAAGCUCAGAGCUCUUUGUCUACAUCGGACCAGGUGAACCAAGCAAUGGGAGCACUUGGGGCAAUCUGGCCAGCGCCACAGGAGAUGGAGGUCCUGCGACUUGCCGCGGGUCUUCGUGCGGUUGGCACAGUGGCUGCCCCUACGGCCGGGUUACCUGCGGCACCAGCAGCUUUUGUGGUUGCUUCCCCUGCGUAUGCAGCCCGUCUUUCUGCAACAACCGGCACGGCGACUACAACUUCGGCGAGCAGCUCACUUCAGCCAAUAGCUGCAGUCGGGCUCGAGGUUUCACAUCCUUCGACUAUGCCGCCUCGGACGGACGAGACGUAUGUUGCCGCCGAUGCUACCCAUCACCCUGGAUCUACCACGGCCACGCCUCCCAGGAGAUGGAAGCGUCCGCCGAAAGCUUCCGAGGGACGGCCAUCCAAAAGCCCGAGGCGCGAUGUCUGCUUGGUCGGCGAAGGGCCAUGGAGAUCCAGUACCACCGGGCGCACACCGGAGGGCAUCCGCAGACGCCCAGUGGCCACGGUCGACGCGGAAAACGAGGACGAGUUGAUCCCAGCCUCUGCGUGGGACGUGCCCUCGCCUGGUCUUUCCUGGUUUAUGGGGUGGUUAUAUGUAAUUCGCUUUGCCAUCGAGCAAGGCGGAUCUCCCAUCGGCGAGCUCGCUGUCAAUGCCGAGCAGGAAGCGGUGUUGCCCCUCCCGCAUGCCGAAGACAUGGUCGAGGCCACUAUGCAGGCGGCACAGGCCAUGUGGACACGCCUACAGCAGCUAGUCGAAUCCGGAGAGGAGUCGGACACAUAUACGACGUUGGAGCAGAUGCACGAGUUGCUUGUGCAGCUUCGUCAAUGCCCGGCUGUCCUGCCUCACCUUCCCCAGGGGUUGUUAGUUGCGGUUCAGACGUCCUUGAGCGGGAUUUCGGACCCGUUCAGCUAUGCCCCCUCUACUGCGCAGGCGACGCUGAACCUCGAGAGUCCUGCCGCCUUGUGUCCUGUCUUCAUGCGCUCAUGCGAGGUAUUCUCCUACCAUGGGGGCCCUGCCCUGUCAACGCACUACGCCUCGCCAGGGCCGCCCGGGGGUACACUUCCGCCUUCCACGGCGAAAAAGCAAAGGACAGUGAAUGGAACUGUCGCCGACUUGCUGAGGAGUUACAUUCCAGUAGACCUUCGCCCAUUGGGCGGGCCGGUCAUGCUCUGUGGAUGGUUCCUGCCCAGUGCUUACCUCACCCUCCUUCCCUAUGGGGACGCUUUCCAGGUUUGGCCCGCACAGCACAUCAAUGUCGCAAUGCAGCCCAUGGUUCAGGUUGCGUUUCAUGAGGUCUCCGGCAGUAAUGCCGUCGUGAUAAGUAAUAAUGGCCUGGUGCAUGCCGAGGUCCCCACCUUUGCCGACCACCGGGUGAUUCGGACCGCGGCCCUGCAGGCAUAUGCGCAACAUGACCCCGACGCAAUUGGUGCCCUGCACUUUGCUAGAAUCAUGCCACCGCUAGACGGCUUACCUGCUAUCCAGUUUGCUGCCGUUCAUUGCGCUGGUACUGAUGAGCCUUCAGUUGUCGACAUGCGUGCUGUUGGGGGGAAUCUUGUGGCCUUGAGUGUCCCCGCCAAUGCCUUGCCCUUCUAUUGCAUCACUGCAGCUAUUAGGGAUGCUGGGGACCCUGAUCCGCGGCACCCUCUUCACAGUCGCAUUCAGAUGGGUCAGGUCCUUGUGCUUAAUAAGGAGCGUUCUAUCGACGCUUUCUCACCGCUUAACAGCGCUUUUCCCCGCGCAUUGGUGCUGGUACCACGCCGUCCCGUGCCGACAGCUGCUACUGAGGUCGAAGCAGCGUCCGACAGCCACUGUCUUUCUGAUUCUGCCUCUGCCGCCUGGCGGCCGCAUCGUUACCUGACGGUACUUCUCUGUGGCUUAUGGACAGUUCUUACCAAGUCACCCUGCACGCUAGGUUGCCUAGUUCUGGUUGCUUACGGAGGGCUGAGUAUGCCAGUUGAGCACACGCCACACCCGAAGGGCUGGCGACCCGUGACCGCUGAGCCCUAUACCUUCAGUAAGGAUACCGCCUCUGUUGUUGACCACUCUAGGCUGGCCGCUUUCUGGAACCUCGGUGAGCCGGAUGAAGUUGUUUGGCAGCGAGUCGGAGGCGGCUGGCAUGAUGACAUCUCGCCCGAGUUCUGCUUGGAGGCAUUUGUCCCAGAAGCAUGGUGGACCAGUUCCUUGCAGCACACUGCCACUUUUGCAGGCCUCCGUGGUCUCCUCUCUCAGCUUGCCCUGGUUCCAGGUCGAUGUGAGCCCGUGUUGGUCCAACCCCAGGCCAAUAGGCAUAGCGUGCAAUUUGUCGCUCCGGCUCAGGACCCUCAGACCCGCACCAUCCUGGUCGAUCUGGGGACUGCCGUCUUUUGUCUGGAUGUGCCUAAAGUUAAUGCAGGCACAGCCGUGCUUGCCGCGUUGGCCGAGCGAUACCCCCGGCGCACCUUCCGCUUGGAUGUUGCCUCGCGGUUGUCGCUCCGACACGGAGAUGUUGUCUUUGGUUUCGAGGACGUUCCCAUUGCCUUUGAGGUAGGCUCCAUCGCCUGGCCCCACAGCGCCUGCCGGCACUCCGUUGCUGAUGUCAUGCUUGGCCCUUCACAGACGGACAUAAUAGUCUCAGCGGCAGACUUCGAUUUGCUCAGCCUGCGCGUUCCACCAGGUACCACGGUUCAAGAGUGCAGCUCGGCCAUGUGUUCAUGGUUAGGAAGGCAACGGUGCCACGGAGUACUGCUUCAGCCCUUAGGUAGGCAUGCCUAUUCCAGACCGGCGUUCUGCUUGCCGCGCCGGGGCCACAAUACUCUCGUGGUCACCCUGAGGGAUACUAGUAACCCCGAGCCUUUCCUCAUGCACACCCUUGACGUUGAGGCAGGUUGUGUUCCCUCGUUCUCUGACAUGUGCCAGUGCCCUCGCUAUGGUGCGUUUUGGAGUGAUCUCUCGACUCGUCAACCUGAAUGCGUCGGACACGACACCUAUCCGGUCUCGCACGAUCCUGCAGGGACCACUAUCGAACACAUCCAGCUUGUUAUAGACCUUGCUCGAGCACGGCUGUUUGGCUGGCGAGUCACGACAGCCAUGCGGCCACGGCUGUGGGACCUUGCACAAAAUGGCCAUGCCCUAGGCAUCCAUUGGGACAUCGUGCACGAGGCAGAUCGAGCAGAAGCCGCGACUCAAACAUUCCCUGCACACUGGCAUGCCCUUGCUUCACCGGUGCACUCUGCUUCGCUUCCUACGCGCCGACCAGCCCUUGAUUGUCAAGUCGAUGAACGGUUCUAUACAGCCGGCACCUUGUUUCACCUUGACUGCCCCACGAUGGGUGUCCAUUGCACCAUCCCGUGCACUGCAAGGCAAUAUGUUUGGGCUCUCCGCCUCGGUGACAGCGUGCGCGGACUGUGCACUGACGUGGUCAACUGGAACAUUGUUACAGAAGUUGCUUAUAUCAGCGCUUGGGAUCUCCCGGGUACUAUCGUACACAGUGGACACGAGGUUUGGGAGUGGCCUGAUGACCUCACCCCGCUGGCCGGGCAAUGCGGCCAUGUCUUCCAGAGGACCUCUCAGUCCAAGGGCUGCCACGUGAUUAGUUACCCACAACCGGUUGAACCCUUAGAUAUAAAUUUUGGAGGUCCGUCAGGUUCCUCAGCUGCCUGCGCUGCUGCCUCAGGUUUGCUCAGCCGAGGAGGGCUGACAGCCGCCAUUGUUUGGGCUCUAUGCGGAGCGGCCGCGAUUGCGGCGCCGCUCAAUUCCAGCGUCGACGGGUUGCCGCCAAUUUCCGGGGUCCGCUACGACUCCACGCAAACUUGCAAUGUUGGGUGGUGUCACGAGCUCGCCUGCCAAUCCACGCACUUCGCGACUUCCACCGGCAGACUCACUGAAUACUUUCGCUUGCACUCCCCCUUCAAAACUGUCAGAGUGCAGCUGUGGCAGCCCUUCCAUGGCCCCGCAACCUUCGACAUUGCUCGAGAUGCCCCGGCGGCCGCUCUCGAGAACACACUGGUUGAGCUUGGACAUGAUCCCGGCACCCGCCUGCUGCAUGUCGCUUUUGACACCCAGGCCACCUCGAUCGACCUUAUUUCCGCACCUUAUGGACACUCGGCGUGGUGGAUUGUACGCGAUGGUUUGUCCCGCGAACUUCUGCGGCCCGUCGCCCCUUGGUAUGAUGAAGGCAGACAUAGCAUUGUCACUCUCAACCAUCUAGGGCAGGCCAGUACUGUUGUAUAUUCACCUGAGGUCGCCAGGCUCAAACGACUCCCACAGGGCGCAAGAGGGGUUAUCGCUGACCCCUUGACCCGUGUCAUUGGGCAUCUCACCUGGGAUGGUCUAGUACUUACUGAAGUCGCGAUAGGAGUUGUUACCGGCGCCGCCUUUGGCCCCGGGACGGGUCUCUUUCGUCCACUUGCCCUGGCUCUCUGGCUCAUGACUGGAGUCUCGGCGAUGCAGGCCCCACAACAUAGUGAACUUGCCUUGUCUGUCACCAACCAGCCUGCGGGGUGGCAGGGCAGUAGUCAGUCGUUGCCAUCAUGCAUGCGCAUCUGGACCUACACCCUUGCUGCACCUGUGACGGUUCCCUAUGACCCUGCUCCCGACCCUAAUCGUAUGGCCCAAAUCGUUGCGGGCACCCACAGAGGGGUGCCAGCCUGUGGGGACUUCAUUUGGACUUCACCUCAACUUGUCCAGGGCACAGCGCAUAUCUUGCACUUCCCGCCAGGUGCUGCUCCUCCCGCGACCUUUUGGCUUCUCCACUACUGUGCCCGUGCUGUCGUAGUCGGCGUGCACCCCGGGCCUCUGGAUUGGGGCCGGCUGGGACAACAAGCACAGGACGCCUUUGGUGCCGAAUGCUUCGGCCGCGGCCAAUUCGGGGUUCAAUAUAGCGCUAGGACUUUUGUGUUCGGACAGCACCUACAGGCCCCGCCGCACGGUGCCAUCCUCCAUCUUGUCAAGUUGCUGCCGGUUCCCAGCGCUAACAGCAAUGCAUGGGACUCUUCCCCAGACCCAUUGCCCAUUCGCACCUUUGACUACGAUAUAUGCAUGGGUCACCAUGGGGAGGUGCCUAUUGUUCGGGGCGUCGGCGAGGCCAUGCGACGCAACCCAACUAGCAGCCAACCGAUCCAGCGCAAUCCACCGCCUGAUCGCGCUCCCGACCUUGUCAGCCUGACGCGUCAGAUUGAGUCCGUUGCUUCUGGACUACAGACUUUGAACACCAGACUUGAGGAUGCGGGCGUCUUUCGUGCCGCAUCGCCCUCGCAGCCAGCGACCAACGAUGCGCCUCCGGCGGAACCUGCCGAGCCGGACCGUAGCUCGGCCGCCCGGCUGCUGGCGACGCGCCUUCUCCUUAUUAGCGGCAUUCGGAGUUUCAAUGCUAACAGGUGGGCUGUCAUAACGAGCGUCCUUGUCAUGUUUCCACUUUGCUCAGGGGACGGCGUGUCUGAGGAAUCGGACGACUCGCCGGAAGGCUCUCCCGAACCUGAACCGCCCAGCGAGCCAGAUCUGACUGAUGUUUCGGCUCCGACUCCUCGUAAUGUUGUCUCCCGUCUGAGUAAUGUUGAGGCCUAUGUCCGCCCAAGUGAUGAUGACCUAGCCAGAACAUCGGCGCCUCGCAUUGGCACUGACAAUGUAGCAGGGCCGGUUUUCCAGGCCACGGAAAUUCCUGCCAUCCAGCGUCGUGUUUUAGCCAUGUUCAACGAAGUCGAUGUUGAACGGCCGCCGGUGCCAUUUAUUCCUGCCGGCUGCCCCAUCGUUAUUCAUAAUCCCUUCACUAGCCGUUCCCAGGCGCAGCUUUUGACGGGAAUAGUCGGCACGCCUCAGAUCUUUCGUGAUUUGCUGCACGAUUACUCUGUGCGCAGAGGUUGGCAGCCGUUGAUCGGCGUUCAUCCGCAGCCUGAUGACCGCGCUCUUCAUUUGAUUCCAGCGGCUGCAGAGAGCUCUCUUGUCUCCGUCGUGUUUCGUAAUGGCGACCAUUUGCAUCCCAGAUGCCUUGCCAGGAAUAUGCCGGCCGCAGACUAUCACUCCAUACGUCUCGAUGGCCGCCGGGGCCGGCUCCGGCUGCCGUAUCACACACGGCGGAGUGCCGACCAGCCUUUGCAUUUCAGGGACGGGGAAUGCCUUCACGCCGACACUGGGCCCUGGGGGCCCCCUCCACCGACACCAGCGGUGCCCUCUGUUGCGGAGCGGCGAGGGGUUGCUCUCCUCUCUGUUUUCCUUCUGGUUCUGUUUUGUCCCAGGCCACAAGGUUUCAAUAUUCUGCCCGGCCUGCUACUUGUUGGCACCUCGGCCAUGCUGCACUCUGGGACCGUCACCAGCGCACUGUCCGGCACGGUGAGCCCUAGUUUGUACCCUUCGCGCCAGCCUGCUUCUCGGGCUUUACUCUCCACCGUUGCAGACGGCAAUCCUGUCCGGUGUGCCUUGGCCUGCCCUUGGACAGGGCCGCAAGGAGUUUUCCAGGGAGGUUCUGGUCUUACUGUUGAGGCCGCCCAUUUCAGGUUUGCAGACGCACUCUUGGCUGAUACGUCCCUUAUGCCUGUAUGGCCUGGCCCGCACCCCUACCAGCUCACUUUUGUUCCCCACCUUGCUUCGCCCUCCUUGGUCUGUGUGCUGAUACACUACGAGGGCAAUUUAAGGUCGAUUGUCUUGCCACGCCGAAUCGAUUAUAGUGAUCUCAUUUGUGCUAUGCGUUUUCAUCUGGGCCAAGACGUUAACCAAGUGCGCCUGCCCCCGGCCAUGCAUGCCAAGCGAAUCCACGCGCCGAACAGGCCGAUGAGUCUCAGGGACGGCGAUCUCUUGGAUGUGCUGGCCUCGCGCCCUUCGAGGCGAGAGACGGUUCGGCAUGGCCGCUUCCUUAAGGACAAAGUCCUCUGGACCCGUGACUUUGAUAUCGGAGAAGAUAUCGCCGUUCGGCUUUGGAUGCCGCACAUCCAGGGCCCUUUGUUCACUUGGCUUGAACCAGGGUCGCGCUGGGAUGCCUGUGAUCUUACUUUCACUGGUUCCUUUCGCGAUCGGUAUCCCGGUUGUUGGGUGCCGGUCCCGUGGUGUCCUGGUCAGUCCCCUCACCUCGUGCAAGUUCCAACCGAGCCACGGGGGGUCUCGGUUCUCCACGAUAGUUCGGAUGGCGUCGCCGGGCUGCAGGUUGUCCCUAAUAUUGCCAUGUCGGAGCUUGCUGAUAUCCUGCAUACUCUGCCCUCGCAGCUGUUCGUUCUUGGUUACCCACAGGCCAGCGUCGACAAUGUUAUGUCCCUUCGCGAUGGUGACGUCCUUUGGGACGCCAUGAACUAUGCGGAUACUCACCGUGAAUGGCCCCAUAUCGCCGACGCCGUUUCUGGGGCUUCGGUUUUGUUCGGUCUCGGCCUUCUUGGCGGACGCCCGGGUUUUCUCGUUGCCGUCCUGGGGAUGCUGCAAAGCGCCCACGGCGCAGGGGACGGAGGGCCUCCUAGCCGGACCAGAAGUCGCUCGCACUCCACGAGUCAGCGACGUGGCUAUCCCUCUAGCCCUCGCGCGGGUCGGUGGCGGCCCGAGCUGUCGCAUCCUAUGACUGAGGUUUUCAGCGGCCGACACUGUGAUUAUAGGAUUCUCUGCCCAUUCCGCGGUUGGCACUCAGUCAACUCAGCUAUCCCCAGCUCCACCUAUGACUUUCUCUUGUCUGCGGUCCGAUUCGUCACUGGGCCAUGGGCCGACGACUUCCUUGUUUUGGGGCCGGAUGCCCAUGGAGAACCUCUCGUCUUCCUUCCUUUUAAAUAUGGCCCUUUAGUUACUCUGGUUGUGACUUCCGGCGGCCUCACCAAGGCCAUUCUGUUUCCUCGGCGAGCCUGUUUUCAUGAUCUCCAACAGUACUGCCAACGGCUGUUCACUCUUACUGGUUUGCCCUUGCGAGGACCUCCUGCGCUUCGGCACUAUAUGACGCAUCCAUGGGUGCCCCUCACUCUUCGGUCUGGAGACACCUUCUCGUUGCAUAUCCCCGACACUUUCCAUGCCUUCCGCAAUGUUCCCCGCCCUACUGUGGACCAUCCCAAUAUGCUUCCGCAGUUGAACCUGUGGCAUGUCGAUUUCCAGCUCGUCGCGGGAGGAUGGGUGUACGUUUGGAAUGAUGCCGGCCCGCCCGACCUGCACUGCCAACGUGUCUGGAUAGACGCAUGCUCCAUCUGGACACCUACCUGUCGUCAAUUCCGGCGGCCAUGCGAGCUGCCACGCAACUUCGCAUGGGUUCCAGUCCCUUGUCUGGGAGAUGGGCGCUGUCACUUCGUUCGUGCAACAGAUGAGGGUGAGGCUCGCAUCCUACUCCAUGAUGAGUCUGGCACUGAUGAGACUGAAUGCCGCCUCAUUACCAAUCUUGACCGUCGCAUCCUUCCACUGGGGUGGACACUGAGGCCAGAUAUUGUGCGCAAAGAACAGGAUGCCGGUCUCCGGGACGGAGAUGUGUUAAUCCCCGUUCCUCCCACCUCUAGUGCUGGCAAAGCUCUGCUGCUCGGUGCGCUGUGCACGUCACCAGCUGCAAGAUUCUUUUGCGUCGUUGGUCUCAGCUUGAGCCUGCAGCUUGGGGCUGCCAUGUUCGCCCCUCCUGUUGAACAACAGUCUGUUGAGCCACCCCCCGUUGGUCUCUAUCCAUGGCGAGUUCCUUGUGACCAACGAAUGCUUCAUCUUUCUGUCCUGCCGGGCACCCGCGGAGUUCUUCUCUCUCCGUACACUACAGAAGGGGAGUCAGUGGAAUUGACGCCCGACACACUUGCUGACGACGUCUAUGUCGCACUCUCCAGUCGGGAGCCAGUCUGGUAUCACAGCAUCGCCCCGGUAUGGCCGGUGCUUGGUAUGCACACGAUUACCUUCGUGCCAGUUCCGCCAUGCCGAGAGCUUGUCUGUGUUGUUGUGGUAUCUUCCGACUGGCAACUGCCAGUCCUUUUGCCACGGCGGGCUGACCUGGAUUGGGUACUUGCCCACGUGCAUCGCAACACGCCAGGGGCUGUUGUUGCCCUACGCGGACCGUUAAGUGCCUCCACCCCUGAUCGCACCAAUAGCGAUGCUGUCGACUGGCGUAACGGGGACGUCUUACUCGCUGUCGAGUGGCAUGCCCCUGGUCGGUCCCUGCAUGUGCCUGUGUUUACUGAUAAACAUCAUGUGCGGCACAGUGCAUUGUGGAUGUGUGACUUCAGAGUCGAGUGCUCGGUCGAGCUCACGAUAUGGCGCCCUUAUCGUCCCCCUGUGACCACCGAGAUGCCGGCGGGUGCUACUUGGGACGCACAGGCGCAGAGGUUUCGAGGGCGUUUUGCUGAAAAAUACCCAGGGGCUUGGGUCCCCGUCCCCUGGGCAUAUAACGCACAGGUACAUUUGUGCAGUCGUGCAGUAGACCCUACUCUCUGCAACGUGCUUGUUGAAUCUGUGCAGCCGGUCGACGGCGCUUUUAAGCUCCGAGCUACUUGUCACACCGUCCAUCAGGCCUCCACUUGUGUCUCCAUUGCUGGGGCUCUGCAUCUGCCCACUGCGCAUCUUCGACUGAUCGGAGUGCCCGAGCCAGCAGAUGACUUUCCUGCCCUUCGUGAUGGUGAUAUCUUGCACUACUCACUGCCGGACGAUUCACAUGCUACGGGGCCUAUCUUUCGCCUUUCCUUCUGGCUCGCAUUUAGCGCCACGCGCAACAGGAUAUUGGGGGUCUUAGCUGCCGGUCUGUUCCUCGGGUCUCUCGCAGCCCCGCCCUGCCGCGGCACUGCGCAGGAGGACCAAUGGUUGUGGAGCCCUUAUCAGGGUCGCUUGGGUCCUGUGCACGGCUCCCCAGAGCGCCACAUAGAUGAACAGCUGUUCGCCCUAGAGCCUAUUUGGGCACAAGGCUUUGUUGGUGCGUACCCACAACCUACGGACGGCCCGAUUUGGGUACCCCGGUCUCUGUCUCCUGCUCUGGCCUCUGUCCUGCUCGUGGGGCCGCCCCGUCCUGUAUUGCAUAUGUUGCCGUAUGUCAUGCCUCGAGGUCUGCUUUUGCGUAUCAUGCGACAUCUUUUCGGAAAUGUCCGUGAGGCUGCUGGUCGACACUUCGAAUUGCGGCCUAAGGAACCGCCUGACAGGUUAGUCAUGCUUAGAGAUGGCGACGUGCUCGUAGCUAUCAUGGAGGCCUGGGUGCCGAAUCUCCUUGCCCCUUGGCCCCGACAUUUUCACUCCGUUCGAGCUGCGCGAGACCAAGGUCUGUGGAGCCAGCCGCUGAGCUUUCAAGGCCGCGGUUGGGCGUUCCUUUGGCAGGCGGGCCGAACGGGGCCGGCGUCAGUCGCCCUGAGCGGUACCCAGCACUGGGACCCAGUUGCUUGCACGCUGCGACCUGGCCUAGCUCAUGUAUCUGACGGUUUGUGGCCGCACCUGACCCGGGAAAGUGGCCUUGAGCCUCACCUUCACUUUAGCCCCGCACACAGCGUGGAGCCGCGUGAGGCCCCCGGCCCGACAGCCGCCCUGCCUUACCCGCCCCGGGUCGUGUUUGAGUCGUGGCACGCGGAGGACGAUGGCUCCGCGCUUUCCGCUGCUAGCCGGCUGGGCCUUGGAUUCUCAUUUCUGGUCGGGGUC